AUGCAACAAUCCUCGGCACUGCCUACCGACUGGAAGUGCUUGAUGCAGACCCUAACUUCCGUGGAGAAGCUUAUUCACUUAUGUAUGCCAUACGCAAACAAGCUAUUUCCGAUGCAAAACCUGCUGGACAAUGAUUUUGACCAGAACCUGUCAAACACCAUUCAAACUUGGAUGAUGAAUAUGAUUGAUUUUGAUGCACUGACUAUUCAACAUCGGUUUUCUGUGAAACAGGGUUUGGAUCCUAAACUGGAUGAAUGCCCAGCACUUAGGACUGAUGACUCCGUUCGUCAUGCAUCGGUUUUGCGUGUAGCAUCUGCUCGUCACAUGGUGCCGACAUCUUCAGGAAUCUACAAAUCAGUCCUCAAGCCUCGACGCCCAGUCUAUCUGGCCGCGUUCAAUGUCCGCACUCCGAAGCAAGCAGGAAAACAAGCUGCUCUUGCACUCACACUGGACUCGCUUGGCAUUGAUGUGUGA
Opisthorchis viverrini is the source of this 474-nucleotide messenger RNA. RefSeq lists its product as hypothetical. The record is from RefSeq and is a predicted model, not a curated record. Bases 1 to 474 code for a protein of 157 amino acids. The transcript is spliced from 3 exons. Lineage: Eukaryota; Metazoa; Platyhelminthes; Trematoda; Opisthorchiida; Opisthorchiidae.